AUGUCCGAGCCGUCCUGUAUCAGGGCCUUCAUAAUCAUCAUCGGCGCUAUGAUGUGCCUGCGCAACAUCGACGACCACCCUCACUCCGACUCCUCUUCCGGCUACUCCUCCGACGACACUAGCCACACGCACCACCUGGGUCAACCGCACCACCAUCAUCAUUCGUCCUCACACCACCACGAAGACCACAUCCCGUACGCUCCCCGCCUCAUCUCUCGGCACAUCGCCUGA
Molecule: messenger RNA, 231 nt
Organism: Lasiodiplodia theobromae
Lineage: Eukaryota; Fungi; Ascomycota; Dothideomycetes; Botryosphaeriales; Botryosphaeriaceae
Product: Transcription factor TFIIIC Tau55-related protein
Exons: 1
Coding region: 1-231 (76 amino acids)
Source: RefSeq, a predicted model, not a curated record